Messenger RNA from Lineus longissimus, 1200 nucleotides. RefSeq lists its product as uncharacterized. Lineage: Eukaryota; Metazoa; Nemertea; Pilidiophora; Heteronemertea; Lineidae. The coding region runs from base 1 to 1200 and encodes 399 amino acids. The transcript has a single exon. The record is from RefSeq and is a predicted model, not a curated record.
AUGCGCCGAUUGUGGAACAUCGACGCUCUUGAAGGGAAAACCCAAGCGGAUGAAACCCCCGAGGAGAGAUUGGCGACUGCUAAGGCCUCAGAGUCACUGAAAUUUAUAAGAUCGGAGGGGAGAUACCAAGUCAGCAUCCCCUGGAAAGAGGAUCGACCUAAGUUGCCUGACAAUCGCUCAGCAACCGAGAAAAGGUUAAGGAGUCUUGAGGCUAGUUUGAGAAGACGGCCGAAUGUGGCAGUCCAAUACCAGGAUGUGUUUGAGGAUAACGUAAGAAAAGGAUAUAUCAAGGAGAUCUUGGAUGAGAAUAAGUAUACCCCAGGGUGGUAUCUUCCUCACUUUGGCGUAGUUAAGGAAGACCGCGAGACAACAAAGGUUAGAGUUGUUUACGAUGGAGAAGCGGUUUACGCUGGAACCAGCCUCAAUGACCAGAUGCUUCCGGGUCCCAAGCUACAGCAAGAAAUACUAGAUAUCCUGAUCACAUUUAGGCAAGGAGCCAUUGCGCUCAUGGGUGACAUCAAAGAGAUGUUCAGCCAGGUACUACUAGACCCUGUGGACUGCAGAUACCAUCGGAUCCUUUGGCAGGACAAGACCUUCGAGUCCACCAGACUACCAUUUGGGGAUCGGGCGUCACCGUUUUUAGCCCAAUUGGUAAUACGCACUCAUGCGGAGAAACACAGCUCGGAGUACCCAUUAGCUGCGGAAGCAUGUCGCAGAAGUCUGAACAUGGACGAUGCAUUGCCGUCCGUCGACCACGUACCAAUUGCCAAAGCUAUGAGGAGGGAGCUCACAGAAUUGCUUGGUAAAGCCGGUUUCGCAAUCCGAAAAUGGAUGAGUAACAACAUUGAGGUUUUGAAAGAUGUUCCAGAGGAGAGUCGGUCACCGGGAAUAGUAGACUUGGAGGAGUCAGAUCUCCCGUGUCAGAAGCCGUUAGGAGUGUUGUGGAACGCCGAGAAGGAUGUCAUCGGGUACAAACACAAGGCAGUGGAGGUGAUAAUCGUCACCAAAAGAACCGCACUUAGUCUGGUAGCUAGACUUUUCGACCCGCUGCAGCUUUUGGCGCCAUAUGUUAUCCGCGCCAAGAUGGUUUUACAAGAGGCCUGGGGCCUUAUUCAUGAAGCCUUCUUAGGGCCUAGUAAGCACUUACGUAUUACUAGGUCGUUAUUAGCGAAUUACGCGGUAUUCACGAAGCACCCGUAA